Molecule: messenger RNA, 5170 nt
Organism: Trifolium pratense (red clover)
Lineage: Eukaryota; Viridiplantae; Streptophyta; Magnoliopsida; Fabales; Fabaceae
Exons: 3
Coding region: 546-4742 (1398 amino acids)
Cellular component (GO): Ino80 complex
Source: RefSeq, a predicted model, not a curated record
AACGAGUCAAACGGUUUAACUCGUUUAAUAACUCAGUAAUAGACUCGUUCUCACUCACCUUCUAUCUCUCUCUCUCUUUCGUCUUCUCUCUAAAAAACACACACAAACCCUUUUUUUCUCUCUGCAUAAUAUUAACAACAUUGCGUAGUUUCGUUUCAAUUCAUCCCUGUUAUUUGCGGUGACCCUUUUUCGUCUUUUCACACUCUCCUUUUUCUCAAAUCAAAUCCCACGGUCCAUCUCUUCCCACGUCACCUUCGUCUUCUUCAUACCCUCUCCACCUUCCUUUUCAUUCUCAACCCUUUUCUUUUCACUAUAUAAUAACCACUUUUAGGGUUUCGUUACAUCACAACAAUUUCACUCCGCCACUUUCUUCAACCUUCCAUCAAAUUCGCUACUUCCUCAUAUUCCUCUUUCAAUUUCAUCAUCGUUGUUUCAUCUCUCGAUAAUAAUUCAGGGUUUGGAUUGAGAUCUGUUUGUUUGGGGUUUGGAUUUUUUGAAUUGAGUAUCCAAACGCGCUUUUUGGCGGCAGUUUGGUGUUGUUAUGUAUGAUGGCAAUUGAGAAGAACAGUUUUAAGGUGUCAAAGGUUGAUUCUGAGUGUUCGCCGAUGAGUAGAGAAACGACUAUGUCUAGUGGUGAGGAGGAUGAUGUUCAGCGGCGUAACUCUGUGGCGGAAUCGGAGGAUGAUGAUGAUGAGUUUGAUGAUGCUGAUUCUGGGGCAGGGUCUGAUGAUUUUGAUUUGCUUGAAUUGGGUGAGACUGGGGCUGAGUUUUGUCAGAUUGGGAAUCAGACUUGUAGCAUUCCGUUGGAACUGUAUGAUCUUUCUGGGCUUGAAGAUAUACUUUCGGUGGAUGUGUGGAAUGAAUGUUUGAGUGAAGAGGAGAGGUUUGAACUUGCUAAGUAUCUUCCUGAUAUGGAUCAAGAGACUUUUGUUCUAACCUUGAAAGAGCUUUUUACUGGUUGUAACUUUCAGUUUGGGAGUCCUGUUAAGAAGUUAUUUGAUAUGCUGAAGGGUGGUCUGUGUGAGCCAAGAGUUGCCCUUUACAGGGAGGGAUUGAAUUUUGUUCAGAAGCGGCAACAUUAUCAUUUGUUGAAGAAGCAUCACAACAGCAUGAUUAGCAAUCUUUGUCAGAUAAGAGAUGCUUGGCUCAACUGCAGAGGAUAUAGUAUUGAAGAAAGGCUCCGUGUCCUGAAUAUUAUGAGCAGUCAAAAGAGUUUGAUGUGUGAGAAGAUGGAUGAUGUGGAGGCUGAUUCUUCAGAUGAAGAGUCCGGUGAAGGUAUGUGGAGUAAGAAGAACAAAGAUAAGAAAAAUGCCCAGAAAUUUGCUCGAUUUCCUUUUCAUGGUGCGGGUUCAGGUUUAGAAUUCCGUCCACGAGAACAAUCAGCAGUUUUGGAACAAGAGAAGUCUAACAAGCAAAACCCUAAAGGUAUACUCAAGUUGGCUGGUUCGAAGACUCAUUCAGCAAAGGACCCAACAGGUCACUCGUCCUCUGUCUACCAUGGUUUGGAUAUGAACCACAGGCUUAAUGGUUCAGCUUCUGCUCGUUCUCAACAUAAUAAGUCAACUGGAUAUGAUUUGGGGUCAAUCCGCAGGAUGGGGGAUCAAUUGUGGAAUGGCGACAAUGAGGAGGAAAUGCCAUUUGGAUUAAAUGUCCAUCGAGAUCGUAAUGCAUUCCAUAGCAGCCUGAUGGACAAGUCUAGUGCUCUGAGAGUGGGAAAGAGGCAUGACCUUCUGAGAGGUGAUGAAAUAGCGGGUGAAAAUUUGAUGGGUCUGUCUAUGUCUUCAAAGACUGAUCUGCGUGGAUACACAAGAAAUCCAAACCAAUCCUCUGAUUUGCAGUUGUUCACAGCAAAGCCACCUUCUAAGAGAGGUUCCCUCGAUUUUCCUAGACAGGGCAAGUAUACUGAAAAUGUUCAACAAUUUCUAGGUAGUGACCAGCCGAAGUCAAGAUCAAAGGGUUCAAAGUUAUUACAUAAAGGUGAUAUGAUUGACUCACCAUAUCAUGGUGAUCUUUUUUACAACAAAACACCAGCACAGGAAUUUGGUAUGGAUUCAUUAUUUAAAUAUGAUUGGAAUCCAAAAAGCAAGAAACGAAAAGCAGAGAGAGAGUCUCCUGAUCUCAGUUAUACAGCUUAUAUGUCUUCCUCGCCACAGGUCAGUGAUAGACUUCUUUCCUCCGACUUCAGAACAAAAUCAUUGCAAGACAAGAUGAGAGGCAGUUUUAUACAGAAUGGAGGAAAAGAUACAAAGUCUUUCAGGGGUAGUCAUAUGCUCGUAAGAAGUGAAGAGACUGAAUCAGAUUCAUCAGAACAGUUGGAUGAUGAUGAGGAUAAUAAUCCUUUUUUGCAGAGCAAGUUUACUUACCCAAUUGGUACAGGUGCUGGUUCUCUCAACAAAUCAUUGAAGUCUCGUAUAGAUCCUAAUAAGGCCAAAUUUGGUAGGGCAGAUAUGAAGGCACAUGUUAUAACACAGUCCAGAAAGAAAGGUGGUGUUGCAGAGCAGGGGAACAUGCAUGGUGCAGAGAAUUACCUUUCAAAAAAUACAAAGCAGAAGAGUAAAAUAUUCAACGGUGGUCCUUUGCAUAACCCUGCUGGUAAAUUCAUUGAAGAGAGCUAUCCCUCAGUAUCUGGUAUGUUAAAUGGUGUUCAUGAUGAUUGGAGGCAGCUAUACAAAAGCAAGAAUGAUCGAAUACGAGGGGAACCUGUUGAAAGGUUUGACAUGCCCUCUUCAACUGCAUAUGCUGCUGAGCAUAAGAAGAAAGGGAGAAUUUCCCUUGAUCAUUCCCUUAUGAAGUCAAAAUAUUUACAUGAUUAUGGUAAUGAUGAGGAUGACUCACUUGAGAAUCGGUUGCUAGGGGAUGAAAAUGGAGUUGGACAGAGCAAAUUUUGGAGAAAAGGGCAGAAAAAUGUUGCAUAUAUGGAUGAGCAUAAUGAAAGAUCUGAAGUACCAUUACUUGGUUGUAACUCAGCAAUGAAGAAGCGAAAAAUGAAGUCUGGUGCAGCAGAUUUUGGUGAAAGAGAUGAAGAUGCCAAUCUUCUGUCAAGCAUUCCUCCGAAAACAGAUGAGUUGCCUUCUUUUUCUAUGAAAAGAAAGUCAAAGAAAAAGCCAGGAGCUGAGAUUGUUAUUUCUGAAAUGGAAAAUUCUGAACUGCUUGUUACUGAUACGGUGACAGCAGAAGUGGAACCGGAAGCCAAGCCACAGAAAAAGCCAUUCGUUUUGAUCACACCUACUGUUCAUACUGAAUUUUCAUUUUCUAUUAUGCAUCUUCUUUCAGCAGUCCGCAUGGCAAUGCUUAGUCCACCAGCACAAGAAAGUAUGGAGGUGGGGAAGCCUGUAGAACAGCAGAACAAAAUGCAGGAAGACAAUGCCAAUGGUGUCAUUUCUAGUGAUAAAGUGGCUGCUGAUGGUGAACCAUCUGCCCAACUGAAUACGCCUUCUCUUACUGUUCAGGAGAUUGUCAAUCGUGUGAGAUCAAACCCUGGCGAUCCCUGUAUUCUUGAGACACAAGAGCCAUUGCAGGAUUUGGUCAGAGGUGUUCUAAAGAUAAUUUCUUCCAAAACGGCACCUUUAGGAGCAAAGGGUUGGAAGGUACUAGCAGUUUAUGAAAGAUCUACCAGAAGUUGGUCUUGGACUGGCCCAGCCUUACAACCUAAUUCAUCUGACCUUGAUCCCGUUGAGGCAGUGGCAUCUCCUGAAGCUUGGGGCCUUCCUCAUAAGAUGCUUGUCAAGUUGGUCGAUUCCUUUGCCAAUUGGUUGAAAUGUGGUCAGGAUACUCUAAAACAAAUAGGAAGUCUCCCGGAACCACCCUUGGCAUUGAUGCAAGCUAACCUUGAUGAGAAGGAAAGGUUUAGGGACCUGAGGGCCCAAAAGAGUCUUAACACCAUAAGCCCAAGUUCAGAAGAAGUGAGGGCUUAUUUUCGCAAGGAAGAACUUCUCAGGUACUCAAUUCCUGACAGAGCUUUCUCAUAUACUGCUGCUGAUGGUAAGAAGUCUAUUGUGGCUCCUUUGAGAAGAUGUGGCGGCAAGCCAACAUCAAAAGCCAGAGACCAUUUUAUGUUGAAACGCGAUCGCCCACCGCAUGUUACAAUUCUCUGUCUUGUCAGAGAUUCAGCUGCUAGGUUGCCUGGAAGUAUUGGUACUAGAGCAGAUGUUUGUACAUUAAUUCGAGAUUCUCAAUACAUUGUUGAAGAUGUCUCUGAUGCACAAAUUAACCAAGUAGUUAGUGGAGCCUUGGAUAGAUUGCAUUAUGAACGUGAUCCUUGUGUGCAAUUUGAUGGUGAGAGGAAACUGUGGGUUUAUUUACAUAGAGAAAGAGAAGAAGAAGAUUUCGAGGAUGAUGGCACGUCAUCCACAAAGAAAUGGAAGAGACAGAAAAAAGAUGCUACUGAUCAAUCUGAUCAGCCAACAGAGCCAACAGUAGCCGUUGCUUGUAACGGUACUGGAGAGCAAAGCGGAUUUGAUUUGUGCUCUGAUCUCAAUGUGGAUCCACCAUGCAACGAGGAUGACAAGGGAGCAGUCCAACUUCUGCCUAAUGAUACAAGGCUGAAUGCGGAGGAUCAUGUUGUUGUGAACCCUGUUUCCGAAGAAGGCAAUGUUUGUGAAGACAAUUCAAUGGCUUGGGAGACUCUUGAUUUGAAUCCCACUCGAGAGUUAUGCCAAGAAAAUUCAACAAAUGAAGAUUUUGGUGAUGAAUCCUUUGGGCAAGAAAGGCCUGUUGAACUACUAAGUGCAAGCUUAUUGUGAAGAAAUCUGCAGGCUUCAGUACAUCCAUCCGCAUUCAAGAGUUCGUUCAAUCACACUGGUUAUAGCUGUGCUUGUAUAUAAUGCGGGCGCAGUAUCUCUGUAUAUUGAUUUGGUCGGAGAGAAUAGGAUAGAGAAUAUGAUCUUGUUGAAGAUCAUGGAAGCUAGUUAGGUUAGCUGAAUGUUUUUGUGGCUUUACUUUUCACAAAUCAUAAAUAAUAAUAACUUUUGGGUCUCAUAUCAAAUGAUUUCAUUUUGCUUCUUGCGUGAGGGAUCAAGAAGCUCAAGUGUUGCUAUUGUAUUGCAUGGCAAAAUUCUUAUACUAUUAUUAUGUAUAUACGUUCAAUUAAGACAUGAUGUCAGUAGUACAUCCAAUAAUCUGUUCAUCCAAAUGAACAGGAUAAAAUAUUAAUUGCGACUCAGAUGGAAAA